Molecule: messenger RNA, 1059 nt
Organism: Pseudovirgaria hyperparasitica
Lineage: Eukaryota; Fungi; Ascomycota; Dothideomycetes; Acrospermales; Acrospermaceae
Exons: 2
Coding region: 252-830 (192 amino acids)
Source: RefSeq, a predicted model, not a curated record
UCGUACAAUGGUGUCGAUGACCUCAAGACGUUGAUGGAGCAAGUAAACUGUCUAGCUGAGCAAAUGCCGCCUCGUAUAGGCAUUGGGAAGAAUAUUAAACUAAAUUGGAAACGCCUUAAACACUGGAGGCUAGCUCGACAUGCUAAGAAACAAGAUGAGACGCUCAGGGUGAUGAGGGCGAAGCUAUGUAGGCUGAAGGCUAACGACGAGUCACUUUCAGGUAGCAUCUCGCUUUUGAACGUCGCCUGCUAAUGGCUGGUCCCUCUCACAAACACGCUAACGUCAUCACAGACCCUCAUGUCGACGGUAUGGAUGAACAAGAGCUGGUUCGCCUGAUCAGAGACAUCAGAUCCCGAGCGGAGCAACCCAUUGCACCAGUGGAAGCUAAUAAUGGCGUUAAAUUUGAUGCCCUGUUGGCUGCACAGCGUGCAGUAUAUAGACACCGAACACCGAACCAUGCACGCCCACCAGAGUCUCAUACGAACGCUGUAGCCCCUGCCACCCCGCGACGUACACAAGCCGUGGUUCACGCACCUCCAUCGCACGCUCGGAUAGCUGUGUUACACGCUCAUCAAAACCAUGCCGAGUUGCCAACCGAUGCGCGGCCUGUUGUGGUCGAUUUCAAGGCCGAUUCCCAGACUGUGGCUCUCCUCUUUGCUACCAUGCGGCUAGCAACGUUCCUGCUGUUGAGACUUCUGAUGUGGUUCUGUGGAGGAGUUAGAGGAGCUGCAGAAUGGUGUGAAAUCAGUCUUACACCGCCAGUUCAGCAAGCAGGCUGUCCGCUGUUGCAGAAAAACCAAGAUAGUAGUCUACAUAAUAUAAGCUCAUAGAGAUUAUAUAUUCAAUGCGGUAGUAUACUAUUAAAAUACUAUUGGGUAAGAUGCCUUGGGGUCUUACAUUACUAUAGGUCAUGUGGGUAUAAAUAUCAACUAGCAACAGUCGGAGAAACCCUUUUGGAACAACAGCUGAGUCCAUCGGCUAUGGAUAUGGCAUAUUCGAGUUCACUGCUGACAUUAAUCGAGGCUGCCAUGUCCCCAAAGAUAGUCCCCUGCUUGUAAA